AUGUCUCGAGUGUCUGCAAUCAUUAUUGCGUUAUUAUUGCAGAAAGGCGUAGUGGUUGGUGUGUUUGACAACGGCAAAGAACUAGAGCUGACAUGUGCGGGCCGCGAGAUCGACCAGCGCAGCGGCGGCAAACUUGCGCGGCAACUCAACGAAGUGUCUUGUCAGCUGAAGCUGGGGCACGCGCUGGUGGUGACGGACGUUGGCGAGGAGGGCGACGUGGCUCUGGCUUGUUGCGGCCUCAAGCACGCCGGUUACAACAAGCUGGAGGAACUCGAUGAGAAACGGGAGAACGUACGCUGGGGCAUUGGAGCGGGCGUGCGCGCGCUGCAGGCGCGGGGCUGCGCGCGCGUGCUGGUGGACAGCUCCGUAGCGCCCGACGCCGCCGCGGAGGCAGCACACCUCGCCGCCUGGAGGUUUCAAGAGUUCAAGUCGAGCGUAGACCGGCAGACCGUCACCAGCGUCGCGAUGUAUGAAUGCAAGCAGCCGAGCGAGCAGUCUGGCGAGAAAGCCGGCGAGCAAGUUGGUGAGCAAGCUGGCGCGCAGGGCGGGGAGGAGUGCGCGGCGCUGUGGGCGCGCGGCGCGGUGAUGGGCGAGGCCCAGAACUGGGCGCGCUACUUGUCCGACAUGCCAGCCAACAAGAUGACUCCUAUAGGAAUAGCGCAGGCGGCGCUGGACACGCUGUGUCCGCUGGGCGUGCAGGUGUGGGCGCGGGACGGGCAGUGGGCGGCGGCGCAGCGCAUGGAGGCCUUCCUGGCGGUGGCGCGGGGCUCCUGCGAGCCGCCGUACUUCCUCGACUGCAGCUACAACGGCGCCUCCUCCGACACGCCCCCGGUGCUGCUCGCCGCCAAGGGAGUCACCUUCGACUCCGGAGGUCUUUGCUUGAAGCCGCCGGAGCACAUGCGUGAGAACCGCGGCAGUAUGUCGGGCGCCGCCGUCGUGCUCGCUGCCAUCAAGGCCAUCGCUGAACUCAAGAUCCCUAUCAACAUCCGGGCGGUGAUACCUUUGUGUGAGAACUUGGUGAGCGGGCAGUGUAUGAAGGUGGGGGACGUCGUGCGCGCGCUCAACGGCACCUCCAUACAGAUCGAGGACACAGACAUGGAAGGUCGGCUGCUGCUGGCGGACGCGCUGGUGUACGGCCAGGCCGCGUACCGCCCCGCACUCGUUGUAGACGUCGCCACACUUACACGGGGCGUGUUGCUGGCGACGGGGGGCGGGGCCUUCGGGUGUUUCAGCAACGUGGAGGGGGCGUGGCUUGCGCUGAGGUCUGCCGGCGCCAGCAGCGGGGACAGACCCUGGCGCUUCCCGCUCUGGAACUACUACCAUGCGCAGAUCACAGAUGAUCCAUCAGUGGAUUUGAGAAAUAAGGGAUCCGGUAAAGCUACACCUUGUAUUGGCGCAGCUUUUCUAAGGAACUUUGUGUGCGGCGAGUGGGUACACCUAGACGUGACGGGUGUGGGCAAGUUGGCGCACGCGGCCGCACCUCCCUACCUGCGCAGGCGUCGCAUGAGUGGCCGCCCCGCGCGCACGCUCGCCUACUUCCUGGCCCAGCUGCCCAACUACGCAGCGACACACAGCGGACAACACUAGCACUGAGCACUGCGCACUGCGCACUGCGCACGA
Molecule: messenger RNA, 1620 nt
Organism: Papilio machaon (common yellow swallowtail)
Lineage: Eukaryota; Metazoa; Arthropoda; Insecta; Lepidoptera; Papilionidae
Product: cytosol aminopeptidase-like
Exons: 12
Coding region: 1-1587 (528 amino acids)
Biological process (GO): proteolysis
Cellular component (GO): cytoplasm
Molecular function (GO): metalloaminopeptidase activity; manganese ion binding
Source: RefSeq, a predicted model, not a curated record